Molecule: messenger RNA, 3429 nt
Organism: Rangifer tarandus platyrhynchus (Svalbard reindeer)
Lineage: Eukaryota; Metazoa; Chordata; Mammalia; Artiodactyla; Cervidae
Source: the annotation of a GenBank genome assembly
AUGUGUGACGGCGCCCUGCUGCCCCCCCUGGCCCUGCCCCUGCUGCUGCUGCUGCUCUGGGGACUGGACCCGGGCACAGCUGUCGGCGACGCGGCGGCCGACGUGGAGGUGGUGCUCCCGCGGCGGGUGCGCCUGGAAGACGUGCACCUGCCGCCCCUGCCCGGAGCCCCCGGGCCCCGCAGGCGCCGGCGGCCCCGCGCGCCCCCCGCAGCCCCGCGCGCCCGGCUCGGGGAGCGCGCCCUGCUGCUGCACCUGCCGGCCUUCGGGCGCGACCUGUACCUGCAGAUGCGCCGCGACCUGCGCUUCCUGUCCGGCGGCUUCGAGGUGGAGGAGGCUGGCGCAGGCGGGCGCCGCGGACGGUCAGCCGAGCUGUGCUUCUACUCCGGCAGCGUGCUCGGCCACCCCGGCUCCAUCGUCUCGCUCAGCGCCUGCGGCGCCGCCGGCGGCCUGGUUGGCCUCAUCCAGCUUGGGCAGGAGCAGGUGCUCAUCCAGCCCCUCAACAGUUCCCAGGGACAAGAGCAUCUGGUCAGCCGCAAGUGGUCCUUGACACCCAGCCCCUCUCCCAAGGCCCAGAUGCCCGGGCAGCUCUGCCAGGUCCUCACAGAAAAGAAGCCGAGGAGGGGCCGGCCGACGCGGGACGGGCGGCGGCGGAGGAAUGCCAUCCGGCUUACCAGCGAACACACGGUGGAGACCCUAGUGGUGGCCGACGCCGACAUGGUGCAGUACCACGGGGCCGAGGCCGCCCAGAGGUUUAUCCUUACCGUCAUGAACAUGGUAUACAAUAUGUUUCAGCACCAGAGCCUUGGAAUUAAAGUCAACAUUCAGGUUACCAAGCUUGUCCUGCUACGACAACGUCCUGCCAAAUUGUCCAUUGGGCAUCAUGGUGAGCGGUCCCUGGAGAGCUUCUGUCACUGGCAGAAUGAAGAGUAUGGAGGUGCACGGUACCUCGGCAACAACCAGGUUCCAGGAGGCAAGGACGACACGCCCCCCGUGGAUGCUGCUGUAUUUGUGACCAGGACAGAUUUCUGCGUACACAAAGAUGAACCUUGUGACACCGUUGGAAUUGCUUACUUAGGAGGUGUGUGCAGUGCUAAGAGGAAAUGUGUGCUUGCCGAAGACAAUGGCCUCAAUUUGGCCUUUACCAUCGCUCAUGAGCUGGGCCACAACUUGGGGAUGAACCACGACGAUGACCACUCCUCCUGCGCUGGCAGGUCCCACAUCAUGUCGGGAGAGUGGGUGAAAGGCCGGAGCCCCAGCGACCUCUCCUGGUCCUCCUGCAGUCGAGAUGACCUCGAGAACUUCCUCAAGUCGAAAAUCAGCACCUGUUUACUGGUCACAGACCCCAGGAGCCAGCACGCAGUGCGCCUGCCCCACAAGCUGCCAGGCAUGCACUACAGUGCCAACGAGCAGUGCCAGAUCCUCUUUGGCACCAAUGCCACCUUCUGCAGAAACAUGGAGCAUCUGAUGUGCGCUGGACUGUGGUGCCUGGUGGAAGGAGAUACGUCCUGCAAGACCAAACUGGACCCUCCCCUGGAUGGCACAGAGUGUGGGGCAGACAAGUGGUGCCGCGCGGGGGAGUGCGUGAGCAAGACACCCAUCCCGGAGCAUGUGGACGGAGACUGGAGCCCCUGGGGCACCUGGAGCAUGUGCAGCCGCACGUGUGGGACUGGAGCCCGCUUCCGGCAGAGGAAAUGUGACAACCCUCCCCCAGGACCAGGAGGCACGCACUGCCUGGGCGCCAGCGUGGAGCACACAGUCUGCGAGAACCUGCCCUGUCCCAAGGGCCUGCCCAGCUUCCGUGACCAGCAGUGCCAGACGCACGACCGGCUGAGCAGCAAGAAGAAGGGCCUGCUCACCGCAGUGGUGGUUGACGAUAAGCCAUGUGAACUCUACUGCUCACCCCUCGGGAAGGAGUCCCCACUGCUGGUGGCCGAUAGAGUCCUGGACGGCACGCCCUGCGGGCCCUACGAGACGGAUCUCUGCGUGCAUGGCAGGUGCCAGAAAAUCGGCUGUGAUGGCAUCAUCGGGUCUGCGGCCAAAGAAGACCGGUGUGGGGUCUGCAGCGGGGACGGCAAGACCUGCCGCGUGGUCAAGGGCGACUUCAGCCACACUCGGGGCACAGUCAGGAGUAGUCUUUGUACCAAAGUGUCCACAUGUGUGAUGGCAAAGGCCGUUCCCAGGUGUUUCUCAUGUUAUAUUGAAGCUGCCAUCAUUCCAGCUGGAGCUCGAAGGAUUCGUGUGGUGGAGGAUAAACCUGCCCACAGUUUUCUGGCUCUCAAGGACUCCAGUAAGAGAUCCAUCAACAGUGACUGGAAGAUAGAGCUCCCCGGAGAGUUCCAGAUUGCAGGCACAACCGUCCGCUAUGUUCGAAGGGGCCUGUGGGAGAAAAUUUCUGCCAAGGGACCAACCAAAAUGCCGCUGCAUCUGAUGGUGUUGUUAUUUCAUGACCAAAAUUAUGGAAUUCAUUAUGAAUACACCAUUCCUGUAAACUACACCACUGAAAACCAAAGCGAACCAGAAAAACCCCAGGACUCCUUGUUCAUCUGGACCCACAGCGGCUGGGAAGGGUGCAGUGUGCAGUGUGGUGGAGGGGAACGCAGAAGCAUCGUGUCCUGCACACGGAUUGUUAACAAGACCACAACUCUAGUGAACGACAGUGACUGCCCUCAAGCCAGCCGCCCGGAGCCCCAGGUUCGAAGGUGCAACUUGCACCCAUGCCAGUCACGGUGGGUGGCAGGCCCGUGGAGCCCCUGCUCGGCGACCUGCGAGAAGGGCAUCCAGCACCGGGAAGUGACCUGUGUGUACCAGCUGCAGAAUGGCACACACGUUGCCACCCGCCCCCUCUACUGCCCGGUGCCCCGGCCGUCGCCAGUGCAGAGCUGCGAGGGCCAGGACUGCCUGUCCAUCUGGGAGGCGUCAGAGUGGUCACAGUGUUCUGCCAGUUGUGGUAAAGGGACCCAGAAACGGACGGUGACUUGCACCAACUCCCAAGGAAAAUGCGAUGCGUCCACCAGGCCGAGAGCCGAGGAGCCCUGUGAGGACUACUCCGGCUGCUAUGAGUGGAAAACCGGGAGCUGGUCCAAGUGCUCGUCGACCUGUGGGAAGGGCCUGCAGUCCCGCGUGGUGCAGUGCAUGCACAAGGUCACCGGGCGCCAUGGCAACGAGUGCCCUGCCCUCGCCAAGCCAGCCGCCUACAAACAGUGCCACCAGGAAGUCUGCAAUGACAAGAUCAACGUGAACACCAUCACCUCCCCUCGCCUCGCGGCUCUGACCUACAAGUGCACACGGGACCAAUGGACAGUGUACUGCAGGGUCAUCCGAGAGAAGAACCUCUGCCAGGACAUGCGGUGGUACCAGCGCUGCUGCCAGACGUGCAGGGACUUCUAUGCGAACAAGAUGCGCCAGCCGCCCCCGCCGCCGAGCUCCUGA